AUGAGUCAGCUGAGGCUGCUGCCGUCCCGGCUUGGGGCACAGGCCUCGAGGCUCCUGGCCCCACAUGAUAUCCAGAUGUUCAGCCGGCGCAGCAGGUCGUCUGGGCCACCGGCCCCCUUCCCAAGCAGCAAACGUGGAGGCAGCUCCAGUUACAUGGAGGAGAUGUACUUCGCCUGGUUGGAAAACCCCCAGAGUGUCCACAAGUCCUGGGACAGCUUCUUCCGGAAAGCCAGUGAGGAAGCUGCCUGUGACCCAGCUCAGUCACGGUUUCCUGAGAGCAGGCCAUCAGUCUCGAGCCGGACCAAGACCAGCAAGCUGGUGGAGGACCACCUAGCUGUGCAGUCCCUGAUCCGGGCCUACCAGAUUCGAGGCCACCAUGUGGCCCAGCUGGACCCCCUGGGCAUUCUGGAUGCAGACCUGGACUCCUUUGUGCCCUCGGACUUAAUCACAACCAUCGAUAAACUGGCGUUCUAUGACCUGCGGGAGGCUGACCUAGAUAAGGAGUUCCAGCUGCCCACGACCACCUUCAUCGGGGGAUCUGAGCAUACCCUCUCUCUGCGGGAGAUCAUUCGGCGCCUGGAGGUGAGCACAUACAAGUGUGUCAGGCACACCUGCCGGCUGUCUCUGGAGUGUGCUAGAGGGAGGGAGGAUGCUGCCUUUUGUAUUGCAGGUGCUGGGACCAUUGCCCCUCUUCCUGGCUCCUUGUGGAGUCCCCACCUAUUCCCCCAGAGCACCUACUGCCAGCACAUUGGCCUGGAAUUCAUGUUCAUCAAUGACGUGGAGCAGUGCCAGUGGAUCCGGCAGAAGUUUGAGACCCCUGGUGUGAUGCAGUUUUCCAGUGAGGAGAAGCGGACCCUGCUGGCCCGGCUGGUGCGCUCCAUGAGGUUUGAAGACUUCCUGGCCCGGAAAUGGUCCUCGGAGAAGCGAUUUGGCCUGGAGGGCUGUGAGGUCAUGAUUCCUGCCCUCAAGACCAUCAUAGACAAAUCCAGUGAGAUGGGGAUCGAGAAUGUCAUCCUGGGGAUGCCACACAGGGGCAGGCUGAAUGUGCUGGCCAAUGUGAUCCGCAAGGACCUGGAGCAGAUUUUCUGCCAGUUUGACCCCAAGCUGGAGGCAGCAGAUGAGGGCUCCGGAGACGUCAAGUAUCACCUCGGCAUGUACCAUGAGAGAAUCAACCGGGUCACCAACAGAAAUAUCACUUUGUCCCUUGUGGCCAACCCCUCCCACCUGGAAGCUGUGGACCCUGUGGUGCAGGGAAAAACGAAGGCAGAACAGUUCUACCGAGGGGAUGCCCAGGGCAAGAAGGUCAUGUCCAUCCUGGUUCACGGGGACGCUGCCUUCGCCGGCCAAGGCGUGGUGUAUGAGACCUUCCACCUGAGUGACCUGCCCUCUUACACCACCAAUGGUACUGUGCACGUCGUCGUCAACAACCAGAUCGGCUUCACCACAGACCCCCGCAUGGCCCGCUCAUCACCAUACCCCACUGAUGUGGCUCGUGUGGUUAACGCGCCUAUCUUCCACGUGAACGCAGAUGACCCAGAGGCCGUGAUAUAUGUGUGCAGUGUGGCAGCUGAGUGGAGGAACACCUUCAAUAAAGAUGUUGUGGUGGACUUGGUCUGUUACCGCCGACGUGGCCACAAUGAGAUGGAUGAGCCCAUGUUCACGCAGCCGCUCAUGUACAAGCAGAUCCACAGACAGGUGCCUGUGCUGAAGAAGUACGCGGACAAGCUCAUUGCUGAGGGCACCGUCACCCUGCAAGAGUUCGAGGAAGAAAUUGCCAAAUAUGACCGGAUCUGUGAGGAGGCGUAUGGCAGGUCCAAGGAUAAAAAGAUUCUGCAUAUAAAGCACUGGCUGGACUCCCCCUGGCCCGGCUUCUUCAAUGUGGACGGGGAGCCCAAGAGCAUGACGUGCCCGGCCACAGGCAUUCCCGAGGACGUGCUGACCCACAUUGGUGAAGUGGCCAGCUCUGUGCCCCUGAAGGACUUUAAGAUCCACACAGGCCUCUCUCGAAUCCUGCGGGGCCGUGCAGAUAUGAUCAAGAACCGGACGGUGGACUGGGCACUGGCAGAGUACAUGGCCUUUGGCUCCCUGCUCAAGGAGGGUAUCCACGUGCGGCUUAGUGGGCAGGAUGUGGAGAGGGGCACGUUCAGUCACCGGCACCACGUUCUCCAUGACCAGGAAGUUGACCGGAGGACGUGUGUCCCCAUGAACCACCUUUGGCCUGACCAGGCCCCCUACACUGUGUGCAACAGCUCCCUCUCAGAGUAUGGAGUCCUGGGCUUUGAGCUGGGCUAUGCCAUGGCAAGCCCCAAUGCCCUGGUCCUCUGGGAGGCUCAGUUUGGUGACUUUCACAACACGGCCCAGUGCAUCAUCGACCAGUUCAUCAGCACCGGCCAGGCCAAGUGGGUGCGGCACAACGGCAUCGUACUGCUGCUGCCCCAUGGCAUGGAGGGCAUGGGCCCGGAACACUCCUCAGCAAGGCCUGAGAGGUUCCUGCAGAUGAGCAACGAUGACUCCGAUGCCUACCCCGUGUUCACCGAGGACUUCGAGGUGAGCCAGCUCUACGAUUGCAACUGGAUUGUUGUCAAUUGCUCCACACCGGCCAACUACUUUCACGUGCUGCGCCGCCAGGUCCUGCUGCCCUUCCGCAAGCCGCUGAUCAUCUUCACACCCAAGUCUCUGCUGAGGCACCCGGAGGCCAAGUCCAGCUUUGACCAAAUGGUAUCCGGGGCCAGCUUCCAGCGGGUGAUUCCUGAGGAUGGGGCUGCGGCGCAGGCUCCUGAGCAGGUGCGGCGGCUCAUCUUCUGCACUGGAAAGGUGUACUACGACCUGGUGAAGGAGCGGAGCAGCCAGGGCCUGGAGGAACAAGUGGCCAUCACCCGCCUGGAGCAGAUCUCUCCAUUCCCCUUUGACCUGAUCAAGCAACAGGCAGAGAAGUACCCGGGCGCAGAGCUGGUGUGGUGCCAGGAGGAGCACAAGAACAUGGGCUACUAUGACUACAUCAGCCCGCGCUUCAUGACCAUCCUGAGUCGGGCACGGCCCAUAUGGUACGUUGGCCGUGACCCAGCGGCUGCACCAGCCACAGGAAACAGGAACACUCACCUGGUUUCUCUGAAGAAGUUUCUGGAUACUGCCUUUAAUCUCCAGGCCUUUGAGGGCAAGACAUUUUAGAGCUGGCAAGGCCUGGCUGGGUAUUGCUGUGGGACUGGCUAGUGAGGGGAGGGACGGGUGUGCUCCUGCCCAGGAGAGGGGCCGCCCAGAGCCCCAGGAUAAAACAAUACUCACAUAAGUGAUUAAGGCCAAAGGUAGGUGCUGCUGGCUUCAGUAUUAUGCUACCUUGGACCUUGGUGUUUGUUUAUGUCAGAAUCUGUUAGGACUGAGCUAGCCAGAGGGCUCUGAUAGAUGGGCUGUAGUUCGGGAGUGUUUCCCCACUUGCCCUGGUCUUCCUGAAAUUUUUGUGUGACUUCUCCAUCUGUGCUGUUCGUGUCUCUGCAGACAGCCACCCAGGAGCCCAUGUCUUUGGCCCCUAUCUCCCAUCCUGGUAGAUCUGGUUGCUGUUUACCCUGUCCUUGUUCAUUUGUAGAUUCAAGGAAUGUUCUGUUUCGUGCUCUUAGAAAUAAAGAUUUCAGCAAUAACAACCAGGUGAAGCAAAACCAUGCCAGGUGAUUUAAAUGUGCUCUGUUUUAUGGAGCGUGUCAUAAUGAGGUAUGUCAGCUUCUGUGUGAAAUACAGCCGCAGCUCAAGUGUACCAAAGCAGAAAACCAAAUAACAGAGAAAUAAAAAAGUGCUUAAGAG
Molecule: messenger RNA, 3792 nt
Organism: Panthera uncia (snow leopard)
Lineage: Eukaryota; Metazoa; Chordata; Mammalia; Carnivora; Felidae
Gene: OGDHL
Product: oxoglutarate dehydrogenase L
Exons: 21
Coding region: 1-3168 (1055 amino acids)
Biological process (GO): tricarboxylic acid cycle
Cellular component (GO): oxoglutarate dehydrogenase complex; mitochondrion
Molecular function (GO): oxoglutarate dehydrogenase (succinyl-transferring) activity; thiamine pyrophosphate binding
Source: RefSeq, a predicted model, not a curated record